CGUCAGUCGACCCUGGACGCUCGAAGAGCAUUCAGCUGUUCAGCAGCACGUGGCUGCGUCUCCCUUUCUCUCAAUUUUAUAUAUAUACACAGAGAUUAAAACACACGCGACGUCGUUCAGGUUAGGUUCUUUCCAAUUCUCUAUCUCUCUUCGUACCACUAUAUAAAGAACCAGUUUCAAUAAGUUUUUGAAUCUUUCAAGAGUCCUUUGUGAAUCACGUGUGCUCCAUUAUCAUGCGAAGAACCGGCGUGUUCAGUAAAUUUAUUUUCUAGUCAAUUUUUAUUUUUAUUGUGAAACUCUCCAACAGUGACAGGAUUGUUUUGUCUAGCAAAAAUCAAAAAAUUGAAAUAGUGAAAUUUUGUGUCAGUGUGAGAAUCUUUCUUUAUUUUGAGGAUAAUUCUUUUUCAAAGUUUCUUUUGGAAAAGAAGAAAAAUGGGGGUGUCUGGAGAGUGCGCGAUUAAGGGUGCUGGCAGUAAAAGCCAUCCCUGUCAUUGCUGUGGACAUGCAGCAAAUGCAAGUACAAGUGUUUCUUUGCAUCAUAAUCAUCAUCAGCAUCAUCAUUCACAUGCAGUACAGCAUCACAAUCAUCAUUCGCAUCAUCAAACGAAACAUCAAGUUGAACCACAACAGAAUAGUACUAGUGAUACCAAAAUUCUUGCACCAUUGCGCAGUAAAAUGAGGGUGCUCAAGAAACUCAAACGAAAAAUGGGCCUAGCUCCUAGAUCAUCGAGUGCAGGUACAAACAACCUGCCGCCCCUGACGUUCCAUCAGGUGCAUGGUGAUAACAUUAGAUUGUGGAAUGGAGGUACUGUCGCCAGAAGGCACGAGAGCUUUUGCAAAGGUGUCACCUUCAGCGCGAGGCCAGUGCGAAUUGGCGAGAAGGUAUGCGUGAAAUUCUUGGCAAUAUCAAACAACUGGAGUGGCGUGAUACGUUUUGGAUUCACGAGCAACGAUCCCAUUAAUCUUCGUAAUGCACUGCCAAAAUAUGCGUGUCCUGAUUUGACAAAUAAGCCGGGCUAUUGGGCGAAGGCAUUGGCCGAAAGAUUCGCCGAGAGGGAUUCAGUUUUAUUCUAUUAUGUAACAUCGGCUGGCGAUGUUCAUUUUGGCGUUAAUGGCGAGGAGAAGGGAGUUUUCUUCAGUGGCGUUGAGACCCGUGGACCACUAUGGGCAAUUAUUGACGUCUAUGGAAAUAGUACGGAAAUUGAAUUUGUCGAUCCAAAUCGUCAGCAUUUUAAUAAUAUUAAAAAAGGUGCCGAACAUAGCAACGAGGAUAAUGCACAGCACAGUAGGCACUCGGCAAUGGACGACGUCAGCAAUACAAGACGCGACGUCGAGAGGAUCAUCGUACCGUCCAUGCAAAACGUGUCCAUCCAUCAUGAUCUCGACGUCGAUCUACCUGGCCUGAGGUUUCAACCUUCCGGCGUUCUCUUCACUCCACUACCAUUCCAUCCAACUCGAGGUAGAAAUGUCCACUUCACGAAUCAGCAGUGUGUGGCAACGAGGGACGACGCGGAAUUCUGCCACGGCUACGCGUUCACAAGUCGACCACUCUUCCUGGGCGAGAGACUCGUGGUCCAAAUUCUGGCCACCGAACCAAUGUACGUAGGAGCGCUCGCUCUCGGUUUCACGUCCUGCGAUCCAUCGAGAUUGACAUUCGCCGAUUUGCCGGACGACAGCGAUCUCCUCCUCGAUCGACCCGAGUACUGGGUGGUCUCCAAGGACGUCGCCUCCAGCCCUCAGCCAGGCGACGAAAUCGCCUUCACCGUCACCCACUACGGCGAGGUGCAAAUGAGCAAAAACGGCGGACCACCCAACGUUGUGAUGCACGUCGAUCAGAGUCUCCAACUCUGGGCCUUCGUCGACGUCUACGGCAGCACACAACGAGUCAGAAUGCUCGCUAGCAGACCAAAUUCCCCCCCGAGGACCCGACAAUGCAUCCCCUCACCCGGUGCUCCACAACAACAGCCGCAGCAACAACAACAGCAACAACACACGAAUCACAGUAACGCCGCCACCGAACUCUCACGAUUCUCCGAAAUGGUUCAAUUCAAACCAGCAGUCGGCGGUGGUACCGUCCUCGUCGUCAAUCUCCCCCCUCAGGGCAAUUAUCCAACACCCUCACAAACACCCCAACCGAUCUACUCAUCGUCGUCAUCAUCAUCGCACAGAAAUCCACCGCCAGUUCCCUCGCAAACUGCCGCCUCCUCCGCCGCCAAUUCACAUCCAGGAUCCUCGAGACAAACCUCGCCACCAUUGACCGGCACAAUGACGUCAACUGGCUCGUCGACCUAUGUCGAUCCUGUCUCCUAUCAGAGUCUCGACGGUACACUGUCCUCAUCACAUUUGCAACAGUGGAGCGAGGGCCUACAGCCAACACCGGGACAGCCGAGCGAAUGCUCCAUUUGUUACGAGCGUAAUAUCGACAGUGUACUCUACAUGUGCGGUCACAUGUGCAUGUGUUACACGUGCGCGAUACAACAAUGGCGAGGCAAAGGCGGCGGUCACUGUCCCCUAUGUCGAGCGCCCAUCAGAGACGUUAUUCGAAUAUACAGAUCCUGAACCGAAUUCAAACCCAGGAGCCGAUCAAAUUCAAGAUGUCGAGGUCCCGUUCCUCUUUCCCUUUCAUUAGGCACCUCAUGGUCCACCUAGUCUCGAAUAUUUCGUUGUUUUUUCCCCCCACCGGCAACUCGAACUCUUUGAGCAAAAAAAAAAAAAGAAAACUGAAUCAUUUUUUUUCACCAUGAAUUUUUUUUGAA
This is a messenger RNA of Leptopilina heterotoma, 2756 nucleotides long. RefSeq names its product protein neuralized (gene neur). The coding region runs from base 433 to 2559 and encodes 708 amino acids. The record is from RefSeq and is a predicted model, not a curated record. NCBI's taxonomy places the organism in Eukaryota, Metazoa, Arthropoda, Insecta, Hymenoptera, Figitidae. The transcript has 4 exons. Gene Ontology annotation, molecular function: ubiquitin protein ligase activity.